AUGCCUUUUGCCCAGUUUCUUCUUGAAGACCCUUCAAUUUCAGUAUCAGACCGACAACAGGCUAUCAAUCGUAUCUAUUCGGAUCCCGGUAUUCCCCAUGAUACCACAACCUCUUCCUUUUGGACGCAGACGCCGCACCCGCAGUUCGCGCAGCGAUCCAUGCAGCCCCUCGCUUCAAGUGCCGAUGUUGUGAUCAUUGGCUCGGGGAUAACAGGUGCUUCUAUCGCGCGUACGCUUCUCCAAAAUCGGGUCAGAUCUGCAUCGUCGACCUCUCAUCCCGCAGUCGUCAUUCUUGAAGCUCGGGACAUCUGCAGUGGAGCUACUGGCCGGAAUGGCGGCCACAUCCUCGAGACUGCAGAUGAUUAUGCCGAGCUAGCGGAUGAGUAUGGGGAAGAAGUUGCACGCAAGACAAUGCGUUUCCGGUUAUCGCAUUUGCGUGAGAUGCUGGGUGUUGCGAAAGAAUUCGGUCUCAUGGAGGAGACUCAGGCGCGUAAGGUGCAGUUUCUGAGCGCUUUCUUUGGAGAUCAGCCGUGGAAGGAUGCUUUGGAGCGACUACAACGGUUCAAAGAGGGCAUGCCAGAGGAAUCGGCAGAAUGGGUCUCAUAUGACCGAGAAUCGAUGCCGGAGGAGUUUAAGCUCACGAACGCAACGGGUGUUGUUGCAGGCCCUGCGGGUGCCUUGUGGCCUUAUAAGUUCGUCACAGGUAUACUGGCUAGACUUCUCGCAGACUAUCCGGAGGAAUUCCAAGUCAACGACCAUACAGCGGUCACAUCGGUUGAGACCGACUCAUCUUCGACCUACAAGUACCAAGUCCAGACAAAUCGGGGAAUCAUCUCAGCUCGCCAUGUCAUCCAUUGCACAAACUCUCACGUUAGUCACUUAGUACCUGCUCUACGUGGCCGCGUCUUUCCCGUGCGAGGGCAGAUGUCCGCGCAAACACCGGGCGACAAGUUCCCAUGCCAAGCAUAUGAGCACUCCUGGCUCUUUAAUUACCAUCGGGGCUUUGACUAUCUAACCCAACUUCCCGGAGGACAGAUGAUGUUCGGCGGAGGAUUUGGUCAAGGGGAAUUAGGUGGGAUUGCAGAUCUGGGAAUAGCUAGAGAUGAUGAGUUGUCCGUGUACAUUGAUAUCCACCUCUCUGGAGCAUUAAGUGCAGUCUUUGGCCGAGAGUCCUGGGGCCGGGUACAAGGGGACCCGGUGCAGUCAAUGUGGACGGGUAACAUGGCAUUCAGUACAGACGGUUUCCCGUGGGUGGGACAGUUGCCGGCCUCGGUGACACGUCAGUCAUUCCCGGAUGAGGGGGUUGGAGCCGAGUGGGUGUGCGCUGCAUUCGGCGGGGAGGGCAUGGUGCAAUGUUGGCUUUGUGGAAAAGCUUUGGCUACCAUGUUGCUCCUCCAGGAUGGGGUGUUGGACCCUGCCGUUGAUGCAGAUCUGUCUUGGAUUCCAGCACAAAUGCUUGUUUCUGAGAAACGCCUGGCUGCUGCUGAGCUACCGAGGUCUGUGGCUGGUUCCCAACGCCAAGCGCAUCUGUAG
Penicillium longicatenatum is the source of this 1533-nucleotide messenger RNA. Its product is annotated as NAD(P)/FAD-dependent oxidoreductase. The record is from RefSeq and is a predicted model, not a curated record. The transcript is spliced from 2 exons. The coding region runs from base 1 to 1533 and encodes 510 amino acids. Gene Ontology annotation, cellular component: cytoplasm. Lineage: Eukaryota; Fungi; Ascomycota; Eurotiomycetes; Eurotiales; Aspergillaceae. Gene Ontology annotation, molecular function: oxidoreductase activity.